AUGAAGGUCCUUCUUGUUCUCUACGACGCCGGCUCCCACGCCAAGGAUGAGCCCAAGCUACUUGGAUGCACUGAAAACGAGCUCGGUAUCCGAGACUGGCUCGAGUCCCAGGGCCAUACCCUGGUAACUACCUCUUCUAAGGAUGGCGCCGACUCCGUUCUCGACAAGGAGAUUGUUGAUGCCGAUGUUGUCAUCACUACCCCCUUCCAUCCCGGUUACAUCAACAAGGAGAGAAUUGACAAGGCCAAGAAGCUCAAGAUCUGUAUCACUGCCGGUGUUGGUUCUGACCAUGUCGAUCUAGAUGCCGCCAACGCCCGAGACAUUGCUGUCCUUGAAGUCACUGGCUCCAACGUUCAGUCGGUCGCUGAGCAUGUUGUCAUGACCAUGCUUGUUCUGGUCAGAAACUUCGUCCCUGCUCAUGAGCAGAUCAUUUCUGGUGGCUGGGACGUUGCCGCUGUCGCCAAGGACUCUUACGACCUAGAGGGUAAGGUCAUUGGUACAGUUGGAGGUGGGCGAAUCGGUCAGCGAGUCCUCAAGCGAUGCAAGCCCUUCGACCCCAUGGAGAUGCUCUACUACGACUACCAGCCCAUGCCCGCUGAUGUCGAGAAGGAGAUUGGCUGUCGACGAGUGGAGUCUCUCGAGGAGAUGCUCUCUCUCUGUGACGUUGUCACCAUCAACUGUCCUCUGCACGCCUCCACCAAGGGCCUCUUCAACAAGAAGCUCAUCUCCCACAUGAAGGAUGGCGCCUGGCUCGUCAACACCGCUCGAGGAGCUAUUUGUGUCACUGAGGACAUUGUUGAGGCUCUCGAGUCCGGAAAGAUUCGAGGCUACGGUGGUGAUGUCUGGUUCCCUCAGCCCGCCCCAAAGGACCACCCCUGGAGAACAAUGCGAAACAAGUACGGUGGAGGAAACGCCAUGACCCCUCAUAUCUCUGGUACUUCUAUUGAUGCCCAAGGCCGAUACGCUGAGGGCACCAAGAAAAUCCUUGAGGUCUUCUUCUCAGGAAAGCAAGACUACCGACCCCAGGAUAUCAUCUGUAUCAACGGUCACUACGGUACCAAGGCUUACGGUGACGACAAGGAGCACAAGGAGCACAAGGAGCACGAGGUCAAAUAA
Molecule: messenger RNA, 1116 nt
Organism: Yarrowia lipolytica CLIB122
Lineage: Eukaryota; Fungi; Ascomycota; Dipodascomycetes; Dipodascales
Cellular component (GO): cytosol
Molecular function (GO): formate dehydrogenase (NAD+) activity; NAD binding; oxidoreductase activity, acting on the CH-OH group of donors, NAD or NADP as acceptor
Source: RefSeq, a predicted model, not a curated record